Molecule: messenger RNA, 1056 nt
Organism: Coprinopsis cinerea okayama7#130
Lineage: Eukaryota; Fungi; Basidiomycota; Agaricomycetes; Agaricales; Psathyrellaceae
Exons: 2
Coding region: 1-1056 (351 amino acids)
Biological process (GO): double-strand break repair via homologous recombination
Cellular component (GO): chromosome; cytoplasm
Molecular function (GO): four-way junction helicase activity; nucleic acid binding; 3'-5' DNA helicase activity
Source: RefSeq, a predicted model, not a curated record
AUGUCUUCCAGUAAUCCGACACCUCUUAACUUCUCCAUAUCAUCGAGACGCGCCGUUUAUGAUAAGGAAAAUGUGCCAGCAACACCAUCAACACCUACCCCGGCCACCCAUGUACCAAACUCUCUCAAUUAUGAGAAUCUACGUCUUGAUCCCUCAGCUAGGAAGAAGCUACAUCGAAAUGGAUUUGUGGCAACACCCAAAACGCCCUCGUACACGCCCUACUCGGUGGGUAGAAGACCGAAGAAGAAACUGAGUCUCUCGCCUCCAACUGUCCCUCCCCCCAAAGUGCUACCUCAAAAUCCGCUUCAAAACCAUGAAUGGAACGCCCUCGCACAUUCGAAGAAGCUAUUAGAACGUGGGCAAACGCUCAAAGCGUUCCAAAUCGAGGCAGCAAACACGGUUUUGCGUCGCAAUCAGGAUUUGGCUGUCAUAGCACCAACUGGAGCUGGCAAGUCCUUGCUGUGGAUGUUGCCUUUGCUUGCUCAGGGAAAGGGCACAUCCAUCGUUGUAGUGCCAUACACAAGUCUCGGAUUCCAAGGAGAACGAAGAAGUAGGUCAAGCUGCAUAGCUGCGACAUUCUUAUGCUCCGAAACCGCAAGCUACGAGACUCUCAAUCGUCUCAAUGCUAAUCGUGGCUCUCAGAUAAUCUAUAUCUGCCCCGAAAUGCUCGAAACACCGAAACUUGCACAGUUGCUUUCCAGCGAGCAAUUUCGAGCCCAACUCUCCGGGAUCUACAUUGACGAAGCCCAUACCAUUCACGAAAGCGUUUCGUGGAGGCCCGCCAACGCCAACUUACACAUGCUACGACGCGUUAUAGGGCUAGACGUCCCCUUAAUCGUCAUCUCCGCCACUUUACCAUCAAAAUACCGAAAAUCACUCGAAGUCUACGCAGGCCUACGUUCCCAAUACCACCUCAUCCACCUUGGGAACUUCAGGCCCGAGCUAUCAGUUAUACGACAACAUAUGAAGCAUCCCAAAACCUCCUUCCUCGAUCUCGCCUUCCUUAUUCCUCUGAACGCGACCGAUAACCAGUGCUUUCAGUACAUUUACCCAUGA